Messenger RNA from Candidula unifasciata, 495 nucleotides. The record is from the annotation of a GenBank genome assembly. Lineage: Eukaryota; Metazoa; Mollusca; Gastropoda; Stylommatophora; Geomitridae.
AUGUCCAAUAUGGAGAAAAACCUGUUCAACUUGAAGUUUGCUGCCAAAGACCUGGAGCGACAAGCAAAGAAAUCAGAGAAGGCUGAAAAGGAUGAGAAACUUAAGUUGAAAAAGACAGAGCUCAAUGCACUGCAUGGUACCCAAUCUGUGAGGUUGGGAUUACAUUGUCAGAAAAUACAGAACUCCAACAUAGGGAAAUUGGGGUGGGGGGGGGGGGAGGUUUCGCAGCUGAUGGACAGGUUUGAGCAACAAUUUGAGAACUUAGAUGUGCAGUCGCAGGUGAUGGAGAACACAAUGAUGAACUCCUCCACUCUGACAACACCACAGAGCCAAGUUGAUUCUCUCAUGCAGGAGGUGGCUGAUGAAGCAGGGUUGGAGUUAAACUUGGACUUGCCAUCAGCGCAGGGGUCUGCUGUCGGAGCUACUGCAUCAACACAAGCAUCACAAGAACAGGAUGAAUUAUCACAGAGGCUGGCUAAACUUCGUCAGAUGUAG